AUGGAUUUACUGCUGGGAAACAAAAGAGGGCCAAUGAGAGAAUGCAACUUAGCUGCUGAGGUGGCUACAUUUAUAGUUCAAAAAAUUAUGCUGCAUGAUAUGGGGCUGAAUUAUAUUUUUACAAAACCAGAGCUGUUUGUUAACGUGACUGGUGUUUUGGGAACCGUGGUUCAGUAUCUUGCCAAGCAGCCCUCUCCUCGUCUGCUGAAAUAUAUCAUUCGUUGUUAUCUUAGACUGUCAGAUAAUCCAAGCAUUUGUGAUGCAUUAAGAACUUGCCUUCCGGAAAUGUUUAGGGAUUCAACCUUCAAUAGUUGCCUUCAUGAUGAUCCAACCACCAAACGGUGUUUGCAACUAUUGAUUCAUAAUGUUCCAGCAGCUGACAACAAUUGA
Telopea speciosissima is the source of this 390-nucleotide messenger RNA. RefSeq names its product CCR4-NOT transcription complex subunit 9-like. Bases 1 to 390 code for a protein of 129 amino acids. Gene Ontology annotation, cellular component: CCR4-NOT complex; P-body; CCR4-NOT core complex. Gene Ontology annotation, biological process: negative regulation of translation; mRNA catabolic process. NCBI's taxonomy places the organism in Eukaryota, Viridiplantae, Streptophyta, Magnoliopsida, Proteales, Proteaceae. The transcript has 4 exons. The record is from RefSeq and is a predicted model, not a curated record.